Messenger RNA from Penicillium cataractarum, 1638 nucleotides. RefSeq names its product putative integral membrane protein Pth11-like. The record is from RefSeq and is a predicted model, not a curated record. Bases 1 to 1638 code for a protein of 545 amino acids. Lineage: Eukaryota; Fungi; Ascomycota; Eurotiomycetes; Eurotiales; Aspergillaceae. The transcript has 2 exons.
AUGGAAACUGCCUCCUUGGCCACACGAGGCCUUUACCCUGCGGUGCCUCCGGCCUAUGAGUCGCGAAGUGAUAUCAAUCCGACCUUGAUGAUGAGCUGGUGGGCCACGGGCUUCUCUCUGGCUAUUAUUAUCGUCCGAUUAUGCGGUCGCUACGUGCGAAUCGAGCGUUUCUUUCCCGAGGACAAAGUCGUGAUGCUCAGCGUCAUCCCGCUCACCAUUCGCAUGGUGCUGGUUCACUUCGUAUUGGUCUUCGGGACCAACAAUACUCAAACGGCCGGGUUGACGCAGGACCAAAUCGACAAAAGAGUGAUCGGAAGUAAGCUGGUCCUGGCAGCACGCAUCUUCUACGCCAUCUUUAUCUGGACAGCCAAGCUUACGGUCUGCGAAUUCCUGAAACGAGUCACUGGCAUGGUCUGGCGUAAGUCAGUGGCUAUCUUCCUGCGCUUCAUCCAUUUCUUCCUCAUCUCUACGCUUGUCGCCGUCGUCAUCGCGACCCUGGCUGAAUGUCAGCCCAUGGACCAUUACUGGCAGGUCACACCGGACCCUGGACCUAGUUGCCGGAGCGGAUAUGCACAGCUCAUUACGAUGGGGGCUUGCGACGUCAUCACCGAUCUCCUUCUCGUUGCUUUCCCUGUACCCAUCAUCUUGAUGGCCCAGAUGCCAAUUAAACGAAAGUUCGCCCUCGUCACUCUCUUCUGCCUUUCACUGGUUCUCGUCGCUAUCACCUGCUACCGGGUACCGUCCGUGAUUGAGCGUCGAGGUGCACAACCAUAUCGUUCUCUCGUCGCUUCAUUAGAGAUUCUCGCUGCGACAGCAGUCUCUAAUCUCGUCGUGAUCGGUUCUUUCGUCCGUGAUCGCGGCGUCAAGAAACUCAAGUACAAGCGCGCGCAAGGAUCAGCGUCCGUCACCGAAAGCAUGGACAACAGCUAUGUCCGCCGCAACACGGUCAUGCAGCAUCAAUGGGGCAGCGACUCUGACCUUGCCGGUGAUCUGGGCAUCCGGCUCGAUCCCAAGCUCUACUCCUCAACUCCUGGUGCUGCUAUCCCUAUCCCGGCUCCACCUGUACCUCUCAUGGUCGCACGCACCGGCUCCCUCGAUCCAUCGUGGUCCUUCAACCAAAGCCACACCUCAGAUGAAGAACGCGCCUCAACCUCCGACAGCCUCGACAUCAAAGUCAGCCCUCGCGAAUACCUCCCAACCAGCCAAUCGCCUCAUGACAUGCCACCCUCACCCCCACAACCCCUCUCCCGUCGCGUAUCUUUCUUUGAUAUCGGUGGUCUCCUGAGUCAGACCGAACCAGAGCCACAACCAAACUCACGACCCGCCCUCCUUUCACGCCACACAAUGGCCCCCUCAACGAAUACUCCUCCCAUCGAACUUCAACGUCCGCGUCGUGGUAGCCGGGCUUUCCUCGAGGAUCUUGGCGUCCUUGUACCUCGCACCACCGCUUCCGCACCGCCCCAAUCUCAACACCCGUCACGUUUCUCAUCACCACCUUCUAUCAAUACUACCGCUACCACGGGACAACUAUCCCAUACCCUCCCGCCCUACAGAGUCUCACCAGACGUCUCCCUCGACGUAGACGUCGAGCUCCAAGAUGUAGGCGGCCUGCUUUUCAGAAAUACCCACCGACCCUAA